CUGAAUAGAAAAAUCGUGGUGUGAACCCUUACGCAUUUUUCUGCUUCCACAUUAGAAACAAGCACUGACCCGAUAUAUCCCACUUCCUGUCAGGUGACCUGAUAACGAACGUUAUUCCCUUCACCUGUUAUGGCAUUGUCUAUCCCUGACACCUACAGCCUGAGAGCUGGAACAAUGACGUGACGUGGGGCUGACGUGUGAAUUGUCAGUCACGUCACACCGAACAGCAGCCAUCAUCACACAGCAGAGCGCGCACUAAUCAUCACCUGGAACCGAGCAGCACCCCCCGCCACUGAUGAAUGGAAAGAACCAAGAUGGCGGCCAGAAUGUACAGAAAGCCCUAAUCAGAACCCUUGUUUAGUGUCAGUGAUGAGCGAUGGGGUAUGAUGUAACACGCUUCCAGGGUGAUGUGGACGAAGAUCUUAUCUGCCCCAUCUGCAGUGGGGUUUUGGAGGAGCCAGUUCAAGCUCCCCAUUGUGAGCACGCUUUCUGCAAUGCCUGCAUCACACAGUGGUUCUCUCAACAGCAGACUUGUCCCGUGGACCGUAGUGUUGUGACUGUAGCACAUCUACGCCCAGUCCCGCGCAUCAUGCGGAAUAUGCUCUCUAAGCUCCAGAUUACAUGUGAUAACGCUGUUUUUGGCUGUACCACCAUUGUGCGACUGGACAACCUCAUGUCUCACCUCAACGACUGUGAACACAACCCAAAGCGACCGGUGACAUGUGAACAGGGAUGCGGUCUGGAAAUGCCCAAAGAUGAACUACCAAACCAUAACUGCAUAAAGCAUCUUCGCUCUGUAGUGCAGCAGCAGCAAUCUCGUAUAGGGGAGCUCGAAAAAGCAGCAGCCGAGAACAAGCAUCAGCUAUCUGAGCAGAAAAGGGACAUUCAGCUUUUAAAGGCCUAUAUGAGAGCGAUCCGCAGUGCCAACCCAAACCUACAGAACUUAGAGGAGACUAUAGAGUAUAAUGAGAUUCUUGAGUGGGUGAACUCCUUACAGCCCGCACGAGUGACUCGCUGGGGAGGAAUGAUCUCCACACCAGAUGCAGUGCUGCAAGCAGUCAUCAAGCGUUCACUAGUGGAAAGUGGCUGCCCGGCAUCCAUAGUGAAUGAGCUAAUAGAGAAUGCCCAUGAACGUAACUGGCCACAAGGCUUGGCUACUCUUGAGACAAGGCAAAUGAAUCGGCGAUAUUAUGAGAACUACGUGGCAAAGCGGAUUCCAGGAAAGCAGGCCGUGGUGGUGAUGGCCUGCGAGAACCAACACAUGGGAGAGGACAUGGUUUUAGAACCCGGGCUGGUGAUGAUAUUUGCACAUGGGGUUGAAGAAAUCUAAUGGCACACAGAUGAAUAUAUGCACUCCUUGUGCUUCUCCAUAUGCUCCAUCCUCCCAGGAGGCAGGGUCUUGUAUCCCCAGCAAUCGCUUACCAUAUAAAGUCCCACUGGUGCCUACUAGCUGAGUGCAGGGUAAGGGCUUGCCAUUGCUGACUUUUGUAUGGAAGACACUCAAAGGGCACAUAAUCAGAUGUAUUUGGUCCCUCACAGUGCACUAUGAUACCAGCUUAUCACCCCAAACAAUCCAUAUCCAUUUCUUCAUUUAUGCUUACGCUGAAGGAAAUGGAAAAUUGGCCUUUGAGGAACAAAGCAAAUUUCAGCAACUUGGGUGAAAAGCAGAAGAAACACUAAAAAAAACUUUUCUGAGAAGCAGAGGCAUUGUAAUGGAAUUAUGGGCAUUUUACAUGAGGUGCUGAGGCAUGCUCUUAAAUCACUGGUAUCUGUAACAAGAUAUAUGCUACGACUUGAACCUGGACUUUUGUGCAAACCACCAUGGACUUGGAUUUUGCAGGGGAAUUUUGUGCAAGUAGGCUAGGAUAGAGGAAAAAGUAGAUAUUUUUUUAAUCCCUCUGUCAUUCGGCACUAGUUUCAGAUGUUCAGUUUGUUUUUGGUUGUGCUCACAAUAAACUAGCAGCAAUAUGCAGCAGACAAUGCAGCCAUUUCAUAGAAAUCCUGACACUCAUUCUGUCUCAUGUCAUUUCCAUAGAUGUGAACAAAUAAGGGUUCCACACCGCAGCUUUUCUUUACCUUGAGUGAAUGGAAAAAGCAGAUUUUGCUCAAACGCUACUUUGAAUUUCAGGUGUUUUUGUGAAAAUGUGUGGUGGCUCGUGUGUUUUGGGUUUCCCCUUUCCCACCCUCUCAACACAAGGGAACAUGGAGCACAAAAAGAUAUACAAUUUUCGUGAUUGUUCUCCCUUUUGUUAGGUUUGUGUAUGUGUAUAGUGCUGUUAUUAUGAUGCCUAUGUUUAGAGCAUAAUGUUACUCCCCCCCCCCCCCCCCCAGCACACCCCUACCUUUUUUCUUUGUUUUUUCUUUAGUAUGCAGCAGUUUUCCCUUACGUUAGAAUAAAGUUGAGUGUAAACCCUGCAUGCUUCCACAGACAUGGACAAAAAUAAACUACCUGUACACCUUACAUGUUUUAUAAUAUACCUAUAGGUAGUAUAGUAAAGCACUUCUUUAAUAGCUGUAUUAUUUUAAGAAACAUAGUUUGCCUUUUGGCUAUGCAGCUCAUAAGUGAAGACCCCUUUUAAUGCUAUUUGAUUCUCUGCUGAAUCUCUAAAAGGGACAUGUUGACUUUCUAACCACUCCAGGUAAAAAAAAAACAAAAAAAACAUUAUUUUAAAGAGAACAUCCCAAAAGUUUGACUAUUUUUCUAUUUUUACAUCAGCUGCAUUUCUUCCUUUUUGCUCUUUUCUUUUAUUGUAUAAAUUAAAACUUGAAGUUUAAACAGGACAUAUUUUUCUCCUUUGCUUCUAAGUCAGAUGUCUUCAUUUAUUUCUCAUUGGUCCUUUUGAAAGCUUUGUAAGUUUGUGUCCUUUUAAAUGUUUGUUGUGUUGUAUUUUUCUAUUUUUUCUUUUUCUGUUUGUUAAUAUUUUAAGUAUAUUUUUGUUUUUGUUUUUUUAUAUAAAAAAAUUUGUGCAUUUUGUUUUCACCGUAUUAUCCCAACGCCGUAGAUUGAACUAUGAUCCGAAUACUUUUUCCUGUGAGAUUUGUGUUUUGCCCAUAGUGACAACCAUUUUUAACCCUAGCUAUGUAUAUUUUGUGCCAAGAUGAAAUUAUUUAAAUGCUCAUAACAUAAAGCAGAGCUUUGGUACAAGAGCUACAUCUUCAGACAGUUAAUGCCUCAUUUCCAUAAAGAUAUGAAAUGCCCGGUGGGAAUGCUUCCCAAUUUCUCUGGGUAACAAGAAGAAAAAUAGAAGUUUAGGAAAAAUACUGGGUCCGACGCUUGCAUAUUAAGACUUUAGAACACUACAUAUAGCCACACAGACAAGAAUCUCGCAUUUCAACAAAAUAGUUAAGGAUACUAUAGAAUACAUGGAGCUUCGGUUACAUAGUGAAUAUAUGUUUUAGGAUGUUAACAAAAGAUCAGAAUCUCACAUUGAAUGGAUGUGUGAAAAAAAUAGUGCUUUAUGUUGGUGGAAAAGGUAAUUUCUGGAGCAAUAAGUAAGGGUCUAUUCACACGGCGGAAUUUCCGCUUGUGGAAUUCCGCUUCAAAUGAAAGGCCAUAGACUUCUAUGGGAUUCUGCACUCCCGUUGACACUUUGGAAUUUCUGCUUGCGGAAACUCCAAAAUGUGAACGGGAGUGCGGAAUCCCAUGGAAGUGUAUUGGGCUUUCAUUUUGAGGCGGAUUCCCUUAGCGGAAAUUCUGCCGUGUGAAUAGACUCUAACUAGGUGUAUAGGAUUUCAACAAUUACUAUUUGUAGGUGUAAGCUGGGCACUUUUUCCCUGCCAAUAUUUUGACUACAGUCAGCGAAAAAACUGCCUGAUAAACGAUAGUUAUCCAUGUAAACAGGACUUGGGGUAUCUUUAUAUUCAGUAGAAUAUGACUUAUACUUUGCACUGCCACAGUCUUUGUCCUUUCUACCUGCUGGGUCUUAUUAUCCACAGUCUAAACAUAUCAGUCAGGAUCCAUUAAUAAAUAUGGCAUUUUGGGUGAUUACAUAAGAAACUCCAUUGGGCUGGGACUUGCGGCUGUAUUACCAUGAUUAUCCAUGGAAAUCAUUUGUCGUCUGGUUUGUUUUAUCAGCCUUAGAGUUUGGGAAAUCUCACACUCCAGAGGUUAGGUUAGUGUGGAACCUCUUGAAUUUCGAUAUGUUAAUGCACAAACUUGUGGUAUGAAUCGGUGCAGUGCGAAUUUCACAUUUUGUGUUCUUGCACUUUAGGGGUUACUACAAUGGUUGCAUUUCAUUACAACAAUAGUAUAUUAAGUCUCAGUGCACAUUGUGUUCUAGAAAAGAGCAGAUUUGCCUGAGGCUCAGAUUUGUUGGGAGUUUUGAGUGGAGUUUGAUUUGUUACAUCUGAAAAAAUGUUGCUUUCCUAAUUUACUGAUAGAUGGAACAAUACUACAUUUCACUAGAUCUCAUAGGACUGUAUUCACACUAUGUCAGUAGCAUUAGUUUACAGCUUGUGCCAGGAGCUGGUACAUAUAAACGUAUCCAAAAGCUCCUAUAACUGAGGACAAAUUUCUCAUUUUGGUCUCUAUUUGGGCAAAAUAAAUUAGGCCUUUUGGAUUGGUGAUGAGCUGUAAUCUUGAGAACCCCUUUUGUGAGCUGAUUUCUGUGGGAUCAGUCAAGUCUUAUGCGAUUUUUGGGAGAUCCCCUGAGGGGAUGAUACAGUUCAUUAACAUAUGUGAUGUUCUUUGUUGCAGGUUCCACAGACAGUUGGUAGCUUGCACCCACUAGUUCCACGUCAAAGGCUGAGUUCACAUAUAUGACUUUUGGUCUUCAUGUCCUAUAUACUGUCAGUGCUGGCAAUGUAUAUGUGCAGUUACAGGAAAGUGCCUCAUUGACUUUAACUGUCUGAAAGAAGUUAACUAGUGUAAUGUUUGAGUAAAUACAUGAAAUGACCCAGACUCAAAAGCACAGCACACCAUGCUGUUAAAGGGGUACUCCUCUGGAAAAUAGGGUUUUUUUAAUUUUAUUUUUUUUAAAUCAACUGGUGCCAGAAAAUGAAACAGAUUUGUAAAUUACUUCUAUUUAAAAAUCUUAAUCCUUUCAGUACUUAUCAGAUGCUAUAUGUUGCACAGGAAAUUCUGUCCUUUUUGAAUUUCCUUUCUGCCUGACCACAGUGCUACUUGCUGACACCUCUGUCCAUUUUAGGAACUAUCCAGAGUAGGAGAAAAUCCCCAUAGCAAACCUCUCCUGCUCUGGACAGUUCCUGACAUAGACAGAGGUGUCAGCAGAGAGCACUGUGGUC
This is a messenger RNA of Hyla sarda, 5244 nucleotides long. RefSeq names its product ring finger protein 41 (gene RNF41). The record is from RefSeq and is a predicted model, not a curated record. NCBI's taxonomy places the organism in Eukaryota, Metazoa, Chordata, Amphibia, Anura, Hylidae. The transcript has 6 exons. The coding region runs from base 377 to 1330 and encodes 317 amino acids. Gene Ontology annotation, biological process: positive regulation of JNK cascade; tumor necrosis factor-mediated signaling pathway; protein K63-linked ubiquitination. Gene Ontology annotation, molecular function: ubiquitin protein ligase activity. Gene Ontology annotation, cellular component: plasma membrane signaling receptor complex.